Messenger RNA from Pseudomassariella vexata, 1581 nucleotides. Its product is annotated as vesicular integral-membrane protein VIP36. The transcript is spliced from 4 exons. The coding region runs from base 228 to 1184 and encodes 318 amino acids. The record is from RefSeq and is a predicted model, not a curated record. NCBI's taxonomy places the organism in Eukaryota, Fungi, Ascomycota, Sordariomycetes, Amphisphaeriales, Pseudomassariaceae. Gene Ontology annotation, biological process: endoplasmic reticulum to Golgi vesicle-mediated transport; Golgi organization; endoplasmic reticulum organization. Gene Ontology annotation, cellular component: COPII-coated ER to Golgi transport vesicle; endoplasmic reticulum-Golgi intermediate compartment; Golgi membrane. Gene Ontology annotation, molecular function: D-mannose binding.
CGUACAGACAAGGGUCGUAGCUCGGGGUCUACCUGAAUGUAGUUUGUGAGACAAGCUCUCGCCAGCUGGCCAGAUUAUUUGCCUACGCACGAGACGCCUUACGACACAAUCUCUCGACCACUUGAGCAGCACGGGAGACUUGGGCUCAACGGCAGCCCUCCCUUUUUAAUAUUACUUGGGUUUAUUCUUCUCGUUUCUCCUUGCAUUCCCUUCCACAAGAGGCAACCAUGAGGUGGACAACGCUGCCGGCCCUGUGGCUGGCCGCAACCAAUGCCUGGGCUGCCAGCCCCGAUGAGGAGGGAUCCGUUAGGAGCAUUUCGCUGCGAACACACACCCUGGUGCAGCCUUACCUCGACUCGGACAUGCAAAGUCGGUGGUAUGAUUUUGGAGGUGACACCAUUAUCCGAACAGAUUCAUAUAUCCGUUUGUCAUCGGACCGGCCUUCGCAGAGUGGCUGGUUAUUCUCUCGCGUGCCCCUAACUGCCACUAAUUGGGAAAUUGAGGUUGAGUUCAAGAUCCACGGCAAAAAUCAGCUCUACGGCGACGGGUUCGCCAUGUGGCUCACCAAAGAGCGCGGCAAGAUGGGCUCAGUUUUUGGUCACAGUGACAACUUUGAGGGUCUCGGUAUCUUCUUUGAUACUUACAAAAACAACCGCCCAGGUGUGGUCUUCCCCUAUGUCAUGGCCAUGUACGGGGACGGCAAGACGAGCUACAACAAGGACAAUGAUGGCAAGGAUACCGAGUUUGCCGGCUGCUCGGCCCGUGGCAUUCGACACGCCAGCGUGCCUACCAAGUUCAAGUUGACCUAUUUCCAAGAUAAGCAGUUGAAGUUGGAGCUUCAGUUCAAGUCGGAGGGCGAGUGGACCCUCUGCUUCGAGACCAGCGAGCCCCCUCAGAUUCCCUCGGUCACAUACCUUGGUUUCAGCGCCGAAACGGGCGAGCUCAGUGACAACCACGACAUCGUCUCGGUCAAUGCGAGGAACCUAUACACUGGUGGCGGUGGCGGUGGCGGGAACAAAGCUGCCCCUGGCGGCAAGAACAGGAAGAACAAGAACAAGAAGAAUAAGAAGAGCGGAGGCUGGGGUUGGUUCCUCUUCAAGAUUGUCAUGUUUGGACUGGUUGUUGGGGGUGGGUAUGCUGGCUACACGGCUUACAGAACGAACAAGAGGAGAAAUCGAUUUUGAGCUGCAAUUAUUUGAUGUAUUAAGUGCAGGAGUGGGGGAUAGGAGUGGGACAUGCCCGAGACGAGAGGAAUCAUCCGUAUAUGUCAUCUACGUUGAAGGCGUCGGCCUUAUUGUGUGUGUAUUUCGUGAGGUCACAAGGAUGGCAGACACGGAACGGAGUGUAUAAUAUGAACCAAUACACGGAAAUCCACGACCUGAAGAUCUCCCCGAGGGCGGUAUCUUGAAUCCUCAUCUCUGGUUACACACAGCUAGGGAUAUUCAGUGACUGGCUAGCUCUGUUAUCUAGCCCAUAGAAACGGUUUGAUCUGGCAGACUAAUUAUAAAAUCUAAACAACUUAAUAAGCGGAAUCCUGCGACUACGAGGACUACUAUCAAUCAUGGCACUUGCGCCUUUACG